Molecule: messenger RNA, 2566 nt
Organism: Opisthorchis viverrini
Lineage: Eukaryota; Metazoa; Platyhelminthes; Trematoda; Opisthorchiida; Opisthorchiidae
Exons: 7
Coding region: 1-1602 (533 amino acids)
Biological process (GO): intracellular signal transduction
Cellular component (GO): cytoplasm
Molecular function (GO): protein serine/threonine kinase activity
Source: RefSeq, a predicted model, not a curated record
AUGAUUCUGCUGGACAAUGACAGGGAGACUGACCUUGCCUCAGUCCUGGCCUUUUUCUGGCCCCAUUUCUUGAUGACGGUUCCCAUGGGUUGUGAACGUCUGAUCCGGGUCAUGCUGGCCAAAGUCCCGGCUAAACGUCCGUCCACACGAGAGCUAUUUCAACACCCUUGGUUCACUGAUUCUUCAUCACAGAACCCAGCUCAGUUCUCUGGCAGCGCUGCGACCUGUGUGUCCUCCUCUUCCAGUGCCAUUCCAAUUCCUAAUCAUGGUGUGUCUGAUCGUUGGACACGGUCCUCAUCUCCACACUCUGUACGGAGACUGGACAUCAACGUGAAUCCGCAAAAUUCGCCCAAACGAAAAGCUCUCGUCGAGCCUGAUUCUGACUUAGCUGCAGAUGUGGAGGGUGAUCAGUUGAAAUACUUAUUGUACGCAAUUUCGUUUCUUUUCUUCGUACUUCUUAUUUCUCCCCCACCAGGUUGUGAACGUCUGAUCCGGGUCAUGCUGGCCAAAGUCCCGGCUAAACGUCCGUCCACACGAGAGCUAUUUCAACACCCUUGGUUCACUGAUUCUUCAUCACAGAACCCAGCUCAGUUCUCUGGCAGCGCUGCGACCUGUGUGUCCUCCUCUUCCAGUGCCAUUCCAAUUCCUAAUCAUGGUGUGUCUGAUCGUUGGACACGGUCCUCAUCUCCACACUCUGUACGGAGACUGGACAUCAACGUGAAUCCGCAAAAUUCGCCCAAACGAAAAGCUCUCGUCGAGCCUGAUUCUGACUUAGCUGCAGAUGUGGAGAAAGGCAAGUUGAAUGAGUUCAUCAUCCUUAUAAUGGAAUCCUACGGCAUGAAACGUUCCCAAAUCCUGGAGUCCCUCAGUCGACGGGCGUACGAUCACUUGAUGGCCACGUAUCUCCUGUUGGGUGAAAAGGUACGUCGCCAUCGUUACAGCCUUCAGCUACCUCUGAGGUCGGAUCAUCACCUAGUCACGUGUUCAGUUCCAGUAAAGAUGAAGCCUACCUCAUCAUCUCCACCCGGACCCGUCAGGGGGCUGGUCGCCAAACAAAGUCGCGUAGACAGUGCUGUGGAUAUAAAAAGCAUAAUAUCCGAAUCCGAUUCGAAUGCAACCAGUUCUUUCUCCAUUCCUGUAUCCGACACAGAAUCCAACGUGCUCUGUCACUUGUCGUCUACGCUGUGGGGUGAUGCACCAGCCUCCUACGAACGCUUUUCAUUUGAUGAUCAGUCUGGAAUGGGACAACCACGGCAGGGGCAGCUGACGGUUCCGACAUCACAGCAACCCCCGUCGUAUGUCUGCGACAUUCAAUUAGGCAAAUCAUUUGAGGAUAGUUUGAUUGCAUCUUUUGAACCGAAUCAGCGCGUCACCUUCAACGAUCAGGAUCAAACGAGUCGACCGUGGCUUAUCGGCGGAAAUUACGCCUUGGACGACAAGGGGCCAGCAAACGAACCUCCUCGACGCACUUUGGUCCGGCGCAAAUACGGUGUAUUUGACCCCCCUGCCCAUCUGGAACAGCUGACUCAGUCGCUGCUCGCGGAACGAUACAACACAGAUAGCACGCCACCUGCAGACUUGGACUCUAAUGAUGAUGGAUGAACUUGUUUACUCUCCUGUAUUGUUCUAAUGAAAACGGACGCGUCUUUUACAAGAUCCCAUCGUACUCGCCAUCUCCCCUCCCCAUCCCACCAGCCGACAGAUGCAUAUGUUGCAAUCCCAUCGUAUGCACAAACACACACACACGGAUCUGACAUUACAAACCUGUUCCUCUUGUGCAAGCCAGUCCGACUCUGUACUCUGUUCAUUCGUCUUGAUCGGCCAGGUUUUCGGUGUUUACUUACUUUUUACGUUGUCUUGACUGUUUGUCUCCGACAGUUGCGUCUGUUCAUUCGGGCGCGCACGCACACCAAAACAAACAUCCCUUCCGUUGUAUUGUACAGUGCCCCAUCAACAUACCCACCGAUCCUUUCCGUCCGAUCAUGCGCCUUGUCGAACAUUCACCUUUCAACUUGAUCCCCUUGGAAUCCUAGUUUGCAGGAGGCAAUCAGGUUGCUUGACGUAAUCGUCUCUCUGUGGGACGUUUCUUACUCAUGCACCUGCUUUCUCCUCGCCUUUAGUUGCCAGAUUUAUUCAUUAAGCAACGAGUGUUCUUUAUCAAGGUUGCUUUAUCUUCGACACCCCUUAUCCGGUUUGGUCUUGUGCUGUCAUUUGUGAGGCGGUUUGGUUGAAGUUUGUUUUCACCUCUGAACUAAACGUGCCACAAUCUUCUCGCUGGUAUUAGUCAUCCUCACUCAUAGACAGGAUUCUGUAGUCGCAAUCAGCUCUUCUGCUGUAGGGUCCAAACCAUUGGACUCGAGCUCCUUCACUUGUUGGGGUUCUGGAAAGCGAAUAGUCUUCGAGUGAGUCAGUAUUCGACGUGUCACACUGAUCCUGUUUCGUCUGAGCAGUACGUUCAAAUUCAAAUAGUCGUCUAGAAUGAGGCUUCUAACUAAAUGCACAAUCCAUGACUGCGUACAUCCAAAGCAUGUUACGAAUACGAAUCCCACGGCCACUGACUAUUCUU